GAAGCUACGUGUUGAUCUAGUGGAAUACUAUAAGAAGCGACCAGAUCAUUGAACGGUCAGUCCAGACGACUCUUUCACACCCUCAACAAUCGGGUCUGGCGCAAUGACGCAAAUACCAAUUCUAACGCUGUUUGGCUUAUCAGCGUUCUACAUAAUUGGUUCAACGAGUGGACUAGGCAUUCCAAAUGCACUCGGUGGAGUCAGUGGACUACUCGGUGGAGAUAACACCGGCGGAGAACCGAGCGGGUUGCUCAGUGGGCCUAAACCAGGAGGAGUAGUAGGAGGACUACUGGGCAAACAUAAACUUGGAGGAGUACUGGGUGCCUUACCUGGAAAAGAUAAGCUAGCUGGAACCGUUGGUGGAGUACUCGGCAAAGACAAGCUUGGGGGCGUAAUAGGCGCCAUACCUGGAAAAGAUAAAUUAGGUGGAGUAGUAGGAGGAUUGCUGAGUAAACAUAAGCUCGUGGGAACAGUUGGUAAAGUACUUGGUAAAGACAAGCUGACUGGCGCAGUGGGUCAAGUACUCGGGAAACAUAAGUUGGGUGGAAUAGUGCGAGGAUUGCCUGAUAAAAAAAUUGAAGAAGAAUGCAAAACACAGGGUGGAGGCAAACCGGGUGGAUUAGUCCCCGGAUUAGGUGGCAAAGAUAAGAUUAUUGGAACGCUAGGUGGAUUGGUUAACAAAGAUAAGUUAGGUGGGGUAGUAGGUGGGUUGCUGGAUAAAGAUAAAUUAACUGGAGCAGUAGGUGGAUUACUUGACAAAGAUAAACUGCAGGGAACUGUGGGUGGAUUAGUUGAUAAAGAUAAACUUACUGGAACAAUAGGAGGAUUGGUUGAUAAAGAUAAGCUGACGGGAACAGUAGGUGGAUUAGUUGAUAAAGAUAAACUUACUGGAACAGUAGGGGGAUUAAUUGAUAAAGAUAAGCUGACUGGAACAGUAGGUGGAUUAGUUGAUAAAGAUAAGUUGACUGGAACAGUAGGUGGAUUACUUGAUAAAGAUAAACUUACUGGAGCAAUAGGAGGAUUCGUUGAUAAAGAUAAACUGACUGGAACAGUAGGUGGAUUACUUGAUAAAGAUAAACUUACUGGAGCAAUAGGAGGAUUAGUUGAUAAAGAUAAACUUACUGGAACAAUAGGAGGAUUAGUUGAUAAAGAUAAGGUAACUGGAACAGUAGGUGGAUUAGUCGGUAAAGAUAAGUUGGGUGGAUUGCUUGGUCAAAAACCCGGGGGUUCAGAAGACUGCGAUUCACCUGGACAUAAACCCGGCGGAUUAAUUGGUAAAGAUAAACCCAGGAUACCAAUCGGUGGCGACAAGUUAGGGGGACUAGUAGGCGGACUGAUAGAUAAAAGUAAGCUUACUGGAACAAUCGGUGGAUUACUGGACAAAGGAAAAGGUGGCGAACAAGAGGAGGAUUGUGAUCAGGAAGAUUCGCGAGGCCCCAAAAAACCAGACGACGAUGGGCCCGUAAAAAAGCCCAGCAGAGAGCAGGACUCAGAAGAAGAGACCGAAGGUUCUGGCGGGGAAGACAAGAAGGGCGGCGAGUCCGGUCAAGACGGAGAAGACUGCUCACCUGGUGAGGAAACCUCCGAAGGGAAAAAACCUCAAAAAGGAGGUUCAGACGAGGACUCCGGUAGCGGACAGCCGGGACCGGGUAAAUCAAAAGGCAGCGGAAGUUUAAUCGACAUCGAUAUUCUGUUGAAGCUCUUGAGCAAACUAAAGGGGAGAAGCGCGGGGGGUACAGGUGGUUCACUGAUAAACUUGAAUACUCUUCUCAGCCUUCUCAGCAAAAUCAGUGAUUCGGGUCGUCAGUCCACUUCGGGCCUUGGAAAGUUGAUCAGUACCCCUGUUCUCUCUAAAAUCCUGAGACAAUCAAGCUGCGGUCCUAGCUCUAGCAAGGACAGUAAUGCGUUGAUGAAUGUCAACAUCCUCAUCAACAUAUUGAGCCGACUAUUUGGCUCUAGUCUCGGCGGCUCCGGUCAUCCCGGUAUUGGCCCACCCAAGUUAAUCAAUGCUACUGCCCUUGUCAGUUUAUUGAACAGCAUAAUUAGCCCCAGACCGAGCAGUUCAGGAGGCAAAGGGCUCAUAGACAUCGGUACUCUGCUGAACCUCCUCCGUAAGCACAAAGGUACGGGCAUUCCUGGGGGUGCCGGAGGUCCACUCAAUCUGGGCGUCUUAAUCAAUCUCCUGAACAAGGCCAAAGGCACUGGCGGUGGUCUUAUUGACACCAAAACUCUGUCUGACACCCUUCGGAAAUCCUGCCCUAGUGAUGGCUCCGGUUCUCGUGAUGGCGGUGGAGUCGUUAAGCGCAAUAUCGUUACAGAUAUUUUGGGUAAAUUAUUGGGGUCCAAAGGUGGUCCUAAAGGCCCAGGAGGGUUAAUAUCCGCAAAUUUACUAGGAAAUCUUCUCAAGAAAUCCAAAUCUUCAUCUGGGUUGGGGGGUUUACUGGGCGGUAUCGGCCCUUCACGCCGACUUAUAGGAUAAAUAAACUAGAUUUAAUUGAACAUAAUUUUUGUAUGAAUCCGUUCACGCUGUACUGAUUAAUCACACAGAGACAUUUGCUUACCAUUUCUACGUUAAAUGAACUAGAAUCAUUAAGUAUUUGAAGAGUCAUGGAAAUAGCGAGUAGAAAGCAUCCGCUGCUUCGAUCUCCAUCAUUUAUGUAUUCUCAUUAUUAUAAGAGAGCAAUAAAAAUGAAAAAUAUGUACAAAGAAAUUCAUGUACUUGUCUGAUAACACCUCAUGAACUUAAGGAAACAGUAUAAAAAAUAAACAAUUGUUACAAUCCUAAUAA
Diachasmimorpha longicaudata is the source of this 2788-nucleotide messenger RNA. RefSeq names its product elastin-like. The coding region runs from base 104 to 2479 and encodes 791 amino acids. The record is from RefSeq and is a predicted model, not a curated record. Lineage: Eukaryota; Metazoa; Arthropoda; Insecta; Hymenoptera; Braconidae. The transcript has 2 exons.